AUGUAUAACGUUGCUUCAUUGAUGUCAUCAUCACCUAUUCGUAUUGUUCCAACAAAUCGUCGUCAUAUAUCUUUAUGUUCUGUAUGUGGUGAUAAAGCAAGUGGAAAACAUUAUGGUGUUAUGAGUUGUGAUGGUUGUCGAGGAUUUUUUAAACGAAGUGUUCGACGUAAAAUAGAAUAUAAAUGUAAAGGUGAUUCAACAUGUCAAGUUGAUGUCAAUCGACGAAAUCAAUGUCAAGCAUGCCGUUUUCAACGUUGUUUAGCUGUUAAAAUGAAACCUAAUGCUGUACAAAAUGAACGAGUACCACGUCAUGGAUCUAAACGAGUAAUAUCAACUCCUUCACUUUCUCGAGUACAAUGUUGGACACCACCAGCUGUCGGGUAUGUAGCAGAGUCACUAAAAGUGACUAUGCCAUUUGGUUUUCGAAAUCUACCUAUAAAUAAUACAUCAUCACCAAUAUGGUCUACAUCUCAAAUGUUUCUACCACAACAAUCUUUUAAUGUAUCUAAAUGUAGUACAUCAUCGGAUCCAGUUUCAUCUGAUGUUUCAAAUAAUGAUGAAACACAAAUAUCAUUUAAUGAUGAAAAUUCAUCAAGAAUUAUAUGUGAAAUAGCUUCAUUUGUUUUACUUGAAUCAAUACGUUGGCUUUAUUUAGUACCAUCAUUUAAAGAAUUAAAUGAAUAUGAUCAAUUAAUAUUAAUUGAACAAUCAUGGUCAUUAUUAUUUAUUUUAACAUCAGCUGAGAUGAAAAAAUUUCUUGAUCAAAAUGACAUAGAUUCAUAUGAUGAUGAUAAUCAAUAUCUAUUAUUUCAAUCAAUAAUUAAAGAAUUUAUUAUUCAUUCGAUUGAUCAAACAGAAUAUACACUUCUUAAAUUAAUAGUUAUUUUUAAUAAUUCAAAACAUUAUGAACUUCAUGAUCAUUUAAAGAUUGAUAAAUAUCAUAAAGAUGCUUUAUUUAUGUUGAAUGAAUAUACAAAAAAUUCAAAAUUUCGUCGUUUUGCUGAACUUCUUAUGUUAUUAUCAAAUAUUCAAGAAAAAAUAAUUCAAAUUAAUUUAGAUAAAAUCUUUUUUCAACAUUUAAUCAAUCGUAUAUCAAUGAAAAAUUUAUUACAUAAUAUUAUUCGUCAUCUUACAACAUUUAUUAAAUAG
Molecule: messenger RNA, 1149 nt
Organism: Rotaria sordida
Lineage: Eukaryota; Metazoa; Rotifera; Eurotatoria; Philodinida; Philodinidae
Source: the annotation of a GenBank genome assembly